Messenger RNA from Acipenser ruthenus (sterlet), 2355 nucleotides. RefSeq names its product CKLF-like MARVEL transmembrane domain-containing protein 3. The record is from RefSeq and is a predicted model, not a curated record. Bases 260 to 766 code for a protein of 168 amino acids. The transcript has 5 exons. Gene Ontology annotation, cellular component: membrane. NCBI's taxonomy places the organism in Eukaryota, Metazoa, Chordata, Actinopteri, Acipenseriformes, Acipenseridae.
CUGAUAAAAAAACACCAAAGCCCCAGGCUAGUUUACAGAAAAACCUACACUGCUCUGCAGAGAGCCACUUCGCUUGCAUCAUUUAUAAUCUAACUGUCUCCAGAUUUGCAGAAUGCAGAUGUUGAACUUUUUUACGUUUCCGCAGUGUCAGGAUUUCCGUUUCCCCUUUUUAAAUUCAGUGCUAACAGGACCAUUACUGCAUUGUAAAUCCGUUUGUUUUUUAGGCGUAUAACGACUGGUUUAGUUUUAAGUCGCUGCUAUGGGGGAUGUGGAAUCACCCGACACGACAGCACCACGCCAGUCUGGAAUAAGGGCUCUCCUCCCGGACAAAGCUUUUGUCACCUCGAGGAAAGGGCAGCUGCUUAUUGCUGAAGUGGCUCUGUCUUUCAUCUGCUUCAUCUGCUUCGUGGCGUCCAGCGCAGCAGCCUUUUUGACGGCGCCCCUCGUCGAGUUCCUCUUCGCUUUUUUCCUGCUCUUCGCCUACUCCAGCAAGUUCAAUGAGCAAUUCAAGGGCUUCCAUUGGCCACUAAUGGAUUUCCUGCGCUGCGUCAGUGCCUCUGUUAUCUACUUCAUUAUUUCAAUAAUCGCUGUUUCAAGAUAUACUGACGCAGCAUCCAAAGCAGCUGGGGUGUUUGGGUUCAUAGCCACCAUAGUGUUUGCAUUGGAUUUCUAUGUCAUCUUUAACGAUCUGGCUAAUUUUCUGAAGCAAGGCGACACGACGGAACAGCCUAACACAGAAGACGACUCCAACUCUGAUUCUGACUAAAGCAAACUUUGGAUUGCCUGGACCUCCGCCCUGAAAUGGCAUGAAGGCUGCCAUAUUGAAGCUUUCUUCAUACUUUACAGUACAUGACAAUGCAUGCAAUGUCCAUCGAGAACAGGUCCUUUUGUAAGAAAUGAGAAAGCUAGCCCAUUACAGUAAAGACACUUUAUAUGCUAGAGUCUGCUUCAUGACGCUGCUGCUGUGGAAAAACACAUCACUGCAGCGCAAUUAAACCUGGCAGAUGGAAACACCACACAAUGAACUGUAGCCAGCACUGUAUUUAUCCAUUGUUGCUCUCAAAGGGGGGUUUCCAUACUUUAAAAGGGCACAAUGUUAGACUUCACAAGGACAAUCAAUGCCUUUUGAUGGGUAGCACCCUUCAGUUUGAAUUGUGUUGGGGUUUUAUGAGACAGUUUUUCCACAGUAGCAGCAGCAGAAGUAGCUUGAAUAGCUUCCUUAAAUUAAUGACAAUCCUUUCUUUUAAAACUGUUUUACCAUUCAGAAUUGUGAACUGGCUAUUGUUCGUGACAGCACAGUAUUAUUAACCCAUUUUCAGUGUGUGUGUGUGUUUUUUAAAUGACUGAUUAGCUGACACUAAAUGUCUCAUUUUAUACAUUUCUAAUAAUUUUGUAAUUUUUAAUGCCUUGUCAAAACAAAUGAAGAAUGAUAUGACCAUGUAAGUGAUGUUGCUGUAGUAAAAUAUACAAUUUAUAUUGACAUUUUAAUAUUUGUUACACAGGUACAACACACACAUAUUUCAGACAUUGGAAAACUGAAACUUAUUUGCUUGUUACCUAGUAGUGUUUGUGCAUCGAAGUGUAGAAGUUUAGGCGGAAAUAAUAGUGAAAAGACUUCUCAGUAAUCUUACUAAUGAUGGUUGAUACCUCUCACUGUGAAUGGUUUGCUCGAGGAAGCUUUUUUUUUUGCUUGUAUCUACUAGUGGUGUGGGGUUAGCAGACAUAAAACUAACUGAUUGGUAGACAGAUAUUUGCAAUCUAUUAGAAACAUGCGGAGAUUUAAGUAUAGUCAAUACUGUUAUUCACUAAUAAACAUAAUUCAAAUGACCAGACUACAAACAGCAUCUUAAGUGUUGCGAUUGGUCCUUCAGCAACUGGUUUGCCGAAGCUAACUGCAAUACUGCAAUGUAGUCUGUCAGCAGUGGUUUACAUUAUUUGAUUUUAAUCUUCAGUUUCCUUGUAACUUGAAAUAAUCAGUCAGGAUUUGCUGUGUAUCUGACAAUUCCACCUUAGCCAGCACUGGUGGUUAAUAAAAAAUAAAAGUUUGGUUCUCCAGUGAGCAAACAUUCCAUAGUGCCUUCAGCUAUUGGACCAUUCAAUGGAAAUUGUACAAACAGCUUUAAUAGAAUGGUCCUCUUAUAUGUAUUCCAUACGAUACAAAGCUAAUUGUGCACUUCUGUUUAGUAUUUUUUGAUAUGUGCAUUUUUAUUGGGAGAUAUACCACUAGUGUUAUUGUUAAUAUAGCACUUUAAAAGCUGCAGCUAAUUUGGGGAGUUUUGGCAUAACACCAUUUUGUCAUACAGUCAGCACUCACACAACUGACCCAAUAAAAUUUUGACUUUGGUGAUGGUUAAA